GGCAACAAUGCAGUGCUUAGUGCUGUCGUACUGUACCGAGGUGAAUCAGCCAUUGAAAACAAAUUAUCCUUACAUAGCUACAUAAAGAGAAAGGAUACAUAUUUGGAUGACACUACAGCGAUUAUGAUCAUUGUCGGCUAGCUGAUGGAAACGGACAUCUUUAGAAAUGUGCGCGAAUGUCUUUGGCGCUUUGAAAAGCUUGUUUGGAAAGCCCUUUGAUGGUGGAAAGAGGAUGGACCAUGGCAGCCAGCAGCAGCAGCAGCAGCAGCACCCAGCCAUGAUACGGCUCUAUGAGGUCCAGCGGGAGGUCCAAUCUCUGGGCCCUCAGGUGUGCACCUUCAGCGGGUUGAAGAACGAGCGGGAGUAUCGGCGGCUGGAGCGUGAGCUGACCCAGCUGCUCCUGGAGGUGGACCAGGUGGACACAGAGGGCAGGGCAGACCUACAGGGGGCACGCAAGAGAUCAGCCCAGGAGGUGGAGGGGCUGCUGCGCUACCUGGAGGAGAACGCCACCCACCCGUCCCGCCUGGCCAUCGAGGAGCUGAGCCGGGAGGCCCAGAGGCUGGUGGAGCAGGGGGUGGUGGAACCGCAGCGGGCCGGGGGCACAUCAGAGAUCAGUGAUGAGCUGGUGGACGCCGUGCAGGAGCUGAUACUAAGGCUCACCCAGGUAAAGACAGGAGGAAGUGUGCCCCUCCGCAAGGCUCGCUACCGGGCCCUGACACGACUGUGUGCCGUGCAGGACGUGAUCGAAGGGCGCACGCGCCAGCAGACUCUCCCCCUGUCAGAAGACACGCAUGUGGCCGUGCAGAAGAUCAACCAGGUGAUGGUGCAGGUGAGUGGGGCGCGCAGCCAGCUGGUGGCCCUGCUGAUGGGGCUGAGUGGGAGGGAUAGCUGUGCCCACCUGUCCCGCGUGCUCACUGAGCUCCUGGUGGAGCUGGACGCCCUGGACGUGUCGGGGAACGCAGCGGUCAGGAACUACCGCAAACAGGUGGUGGAGGAGAUCAACGGCCUGCUCAAACACCUGGACCUGGAGGGAGAGGGAGACGACACGCGCAGGUAUGACUUGGCGCAGAAUGACUCAAUCCGUCAGAUUGAGGCGGUGCGGGGUCGGGUGGGCCAGCUGCGGGGGGAGGUCCUGCGACACUGUGGGGUGGGCGACCUCUUUAGGCCCAAGCCUGAGCUCCAGAGUCUCCUCACACACCUGGACCAGGUGGACACAGCCCGUAACCCCUGUAUCCGUGAGGCCCGCCGGCGCGCUGUGCUGGAGGUCCAGGCUGUAAUCACCUUCCUGGACCUCCGUGAGGCCCUGAUCUGCCGCCAGCCCGGCCCUAACGAGCCCCCACAACACAGGGCUGUGUGGAUGGUCCUGGGCAGCCUGUCAGACCUCCAGGCCCAGGUACUCUGCUUCAACGGCAAGCGGGCCGACAAGAGCUACAUAUUGCUUGAGGAGCUUCUGACCAAACAGCUGCUGGCUCUGGACGCAGUUGACCCACAGGGUGAUGAGAUGACCAAGGUGGCCCGCAAGCAGGCAGUCAAGUUUGCCCAAAACAUCCUCAGCUAUCUGGACAUGAAGACAGAUGAGUGGGAAUACUGAUCCACUGGAUAAGACUAGACAUAGCUGAAUGCUUAGGCCGACCUAUUAAAUUGUAUAUACACUGGUGUAUCAUCACUCUAAGAGUUGGGGUCUGUACAUUUUUACUAAAUCCCAGAAUGCACUGCAGCAGCGCUUUUUGUCUCUUUGUUGUCAUUGUCGCUGGCCUGUGGGUAAAAAACCCAACCCAAGAACAUUUUUGUGAAAUACAAUUUUGAGAAAAGUGUUAUGACAUAUGAUGUGCUUUUGAAAGUUUACUGAGCAUAUUUUUGAAAUCUACUUUAUGUGUGUGAGUUUUGAUCAGUGUUGUUUGGUGUGUGUGGUUGUAAAGCCUGCGGCCAAAAGCACUGAAGCCUGUUAUAGUGGUGGUCAGAGUAGUUAAGAUCCAGUCACGUCGUCUGUUUUUCAAAAGCAGGAAUGGGACUAGAGUAAUUACAUCUUGAUGGUAUCCAUGUUUAGCUUGACUACUUUGGAGGUCAGUUGUAAAUUAACUCAGCCAAACGAUGUCUCCGAUGUCUCAAAAUAUUGAUUUACCGAGAUGAACAGAGAGUGUACAUCAGCACUGUGAGAUAAGAUCUUCCUCUGUUCAUGUUGCGUGUCCACUGCUCUGUCUCUUCCUGGUAAUGCUUUAAUCAACACUUCUGAGGCAAACUCCCCUAACCAUGGCUGUACACACCUGUCUCUGGCAACCGUUCAGAUGACAAAUGAAAAGGAGAGCUUCUUUACGGCUUUACCCACUGUCCUACCAUAAUGAGGAGGAGGAUGGGCAUGGAACUCAGUAAAGUUAAACGGCCUGUGAGAACCUUUGUCAACUUGGAGGGUUAGUUAAAGGCCUCCGUGUAAAGAAUGAACAUUUGUGGACACAAUAAAUUACCCUGUUUGUUUGUCUGUAAUUUGUAGCUAAAUGUUGAUUGUGACUUGUGUGUUUGCGAGGCUAUAUCCUGUCUGCAUUGAAUUUAGUGAAGGGGAAAAAUAGUGUGGAGGUGGUUUAGGUUUUGUUUUUGUUGUGACUUUUCUAUUGUCAGAGGAGUGUGUCUGAGAGCCUUGGGGAGGGUCACUGAUUUUAUGUGAUAAUUAUUAUUAUAGCUGUUGACAGUGAUCACAGUGGACAGGGCAGUCUAAAUCCUCUGCAGAACUGCAGCAGAGGUAGGAAGCUAUUAGUUAAAAAAAAGCUCUGUGCCUUUCCUUUCCUCUGAUGUUUUUAUCCCAAACAAAGCAACCCCAACCAUUCUCCACACAGAAACUAGGGAGGGACUGGCUGCUACCCUUUACAAAUAAAUAAUUUUGAAUGCACAAAGACAAGAAAAAGCACUAAACGGGUGACUGAGGAGCACCUAGGCUAUUGUCGGCGUGAGAAAUUUGCACUUUUUACUCAUUCUCAGCAUUGUACCUCAGCUGUUCGUAAAUGGACCCCUGCAUGCCUGGUAGAUAGCCCUAUGUACUAACAGAGCAUGAACAGUCCUCAGUUAGCUCCCACAGAACUCCCAGACUUUCAACAUGACAGGGGUUAUUCAACCCUUCCCCUGCUGCUGUAGACAAACAUAUGGCACAAAAACAGUGAAAUCCAGCUACACGGUCAUGGGUUGUCUGACUCAUAAGUGAGAUAAUGAUUUGAUUAGACAGUGUUCAGUGUGGCCCUCAUGUAAUGGGUGUUGUUCACACAGCAAACCUAAUGCUGUCUCAAACCAACCAACCCUGCCAGAUCAGAGGCUAACACUAGCUACUGUUAUAAUUAUACUCCUCUUGAUCUGCUCACGUACCAGUAGAUGUGAUUAUCAACGCACAGUUGCACACAACCUUGCAAAAAUAGAACAGACCUCUUAUAUGAAAGCAAUGCAAGGUGUUCUAUCUGAACUAUGUAUGCAUCAGUUGCAUCCAGUUUUUGAAAGUGCAUUGAACAUUUUAGGGGUAGAAUGUAUAAUUUUGUCAAUGAAGAAUGUUAUAAGUUAGAUUUUUCCAAGUACCAAAGCUGAUUUAUUUUAAGGACACUUUUUAGGUUCCUUACUCUGUGGUGGACAUUUUGGUUUGCCUACUUUCAAAUGGCAGGAAUGUGUCUGUGGGGUACAAUAUUAAAUGUUUUAAUUUGACGAUCUGUUUCUCCAGUCGCCUUUGACUAAGUGGAUUGUGACAGGCUUUGCUGUGUUUCUCAUACAAGAUGCGCGUGUACAAAAGCACACUGAGGUUUAAAUGAUGUGUGAAUGCUUCAAUAAUAGGUUUGUUUGACUUUUUAUUCCCACUCCAAAAUAAAAAAAGGUGUGUCCCAGA
Coregonus clupeaformis (lake whitefish) is the source of this 3853-nucleotide messenger RNA. Its product is annotated as BAG family molecular chaperone regulator 5. Gene Ontology annotation, molecular function: adenyl-nucleotide exchange factor activity; protein-folding chaperone binding. The record is from RefSeq and is a predicted model, not a curated record. The transcript is spliced from 3 exons. Gene Ontology annotation, cellular component: cytosol; nucleus; membrane. NCBI's taxonomy places the organism in Eukaryota, Metazoa, Chordata, Actinopteri, Salmoniformes, Salmonidae. Gene Ontology annotation, biological process: negative regulation of protein ubiquitination; protein stabilization; regulation of inclusion body assembly. Bases 167 to 1591 code for a protein of 474 amino acids.